This is a messenger RNA of Olea europaea var. sylvestris, 2336 nucleotides long. Its product is annotated as formin-like protein 20. The record is from RefSeq and is a predicted model, not a curated record. Bases 117 to 1871 code for a protein of 584 amino acids. NCBI's taxonomy places the organism in Eukaryota, Viridiplantae, Streptophyta, Magnoliopsida, Lamiales, Oleaceae. The transcript has a single exon.
GUAAAGUACAUUUGCAAAAUCCAAUCUUUGAAAACAACUCCUUUGUAUCAAGACCAAAAGCAAAAAGCAAAACACCUUAAUUUCAAAGGGAACACCCCCACUCCUUCCUCCGUGCCAUGGAUGCAGAUGGAGACUCACCACCGUUCUGGUCUCAGCCCACCACCACUACUUUCUUCUACUCUCACCGCCGCCCCCGGCAGCCCUCUCCAAUCUUCAACCCGGUUAUACUAAUCUUGGCUAUACCUAUUCUCAUAUUAGUUAUGUUGUUUUUCUUGGUUCCUCCAUUUAUUUCACACACCACUCAAAUUCUUCAUCUCAAUUCAGUGAAAAAGGGCUGGGACUCACUCAUCAUCGUGUUGGUAUUGUUUGCAAUUCUUUGUGGUGUUUUUGCCACAGUAAACGAUGAUUUUCCAAGGCCGCAGCCGGGGGAAUCUGUUUCGAGUUCUCAGUGGUAUGGAUUUUUCGACGAGAAAGAUAACGGCGGUGAUGUUUCGAGUACUCCGGUGCGAGUGGGAGACGGCGGUGGUACACGGCUGAGGAGGAGCAGCAGCUCUUAUCCUGAUCUAAGGCAGGAAUCUUUGAGGGAAACUCGGGAUAAUAAAUUCAGGUUUUCGGAUGAUUUUGAGACAUCGCCGGUGGUUGAAAAUUUUCACCGCGGUGCUCGGUGGAGUGAGGUUGACAGAAAUGAACCUGACACGCCUGUGAAGGUGAUUCCGGUGGAUAAGUAUGAAGUUAGUACUCCACCUCAACCUCCGAUACCGCCAAAGUCACCGGCACCACCUCCACCUCCACAACAACAUGCAGCAAGUUUGAAGAGCAGAAGGUCUUCCCGUAGUGUCCCAAAGAAAGAAAUAUUUGAAAAGCAGCGAAAUGAUGAUAAAUUCAAUGAAAAUCGAUCGCCGCCACCUCCUCCUCCUCCUCCGCCGCCGCCACCACAACCACAGCAACCAGUUGCGAAGUCGCAGUUUCUGGAGGUAAAAAGCGAAAUAAUUCACCGGAAAAAGAGUCCCACCACCAAAGAAAUAGCAACAGCAAUUGCGUCAUUGUACAACAAAAGUCAGAGACAGAGAAAGAAGAAGGUGAAAACAAGAAAUAUUUAUGACACAGCCUCUGCCUCCGAGAAUUCUUCACUGGAACAGACAGGUACAGCAGCAGCACGUCCUCCACCACCGCCGCCAUCUAAGUUAUUACAGAACAUGUUCAAAAUGAGAGUCAAGAAUAAACGUGGACAUUCUGUUUCCAACACAGCACCACCUCCUCCGCCCCCUCCUCCGCCGCCAAACUCAAUUUUCAACAAUAUUUUCAAAACAGGAAGCAAAAGCAAGCGGUUCCAAUCAUCCUCCACCACAGCUCCGCCACCACCUCCUCCUCCUUCAAUUCUCAGUUCUUUAUUCAAAAAUGGAACCCAAAGCCGCCGUUUCAAGAACAUAAGCACCCCAUCUCCGCCUUCACCUCCAGCACCACCUCCUCCACCAGAGUCUCGGCGGCACCACUCUGUCAACGCCGGUAAACCACCAAAACCCAACAAAAGAAGCUCCUACUCCAAUGAAAGCGUCAUUAUCGCACCAUCAUCGCCCCUUAUACCAAUGCCGCCACCCCCACCCCCACCGCCAUUCAAAAUGAAGGAAAUGAAAUUCGUGGAGCGUGGAGAUUUUGUUAGGAUAAGCAGCGCGCACAGCUCCCCGCCCCCCGAGCUUGAAGAUUCAGAUCUGAUGUCAGUUAAAUCCGAAGGUGGAGAUUCAAUAGGGCCUUCAGUUUCUUGCCCGAGCCCGGAUGUGAAUGUCAAGGCUGAAACUUUCAUUACCAGGCGCCAUAAUGAAUGGAAACAGGACAAGAUGAACUCAAUCAAAGAGAAGAGAAAGUUGGGCUGAUGUCCUGGCCCGGUCCCAUUUUGCAUAAUCUGACUGUUAAAAUCGUGGUAUGAAUUUUACUUAUAUUUUAAAGAAGGGAAAAAAUAAAUAAAUAAAUAAAAAAUGGGUUGGUUAUGGUGUAAUAUACAGUAAAUAAUAUAUAAGAAUAACAAGAGGUAAUAAUAUGUGUAGGCAGAGAAUGGAGAUUGUGGCUCUGAUUGUGUUUUUUGACCUCAAAUUAUAGCCCAUCUGAUUGCAGCAGAGUGAGAACUAGAGCUUUAAAAGUUUGAUUUUGAAUUGUGGGCUCUGGUUGUAAUUUUUGUUCCACUUUCAAAGUCCUUUUUAUUUGUUAACAGAGCAUUUUUGAAUUCAACGUUGAACUUGAACAUUCCUUUUUGUUUGUGAAGUGAUCCUAGUUUGACGUGAACUGUUAGUUGAUAUGUAAACUUAUACAGUAUGGAAUAUGUCCCGAAUUCGAUCAUUUCG